UCUCCAAUAGUGGGUCGAUGGCUUCGCACUGGUAACUUGCGGCAAUAUGCCUGGCCAGUUCGGAGAGUAAGCAGCUGGGACGACUAUCAACGGUCCCUAGGCUUCAGGGUUCGUUAAUACCGGAGCUUCUCUCCCUCCCCCGCUGAUUACUCAAACAAUUCUCCAUUGCACGAAGAUUGGCAAGCAACGUAUCGAAUGGAUGUGCGAACCCGGAACCGCUGAGCAGAGCCUGAAAUAUGAGCAAGGACGAUCGCAGUCGCGAAGUAUUCGCUGUGGCUGCACUGUUCUUCGUGCUCACAUGGACGACGGUCUGCCUACGAGUUUAUGUGCGAGCCAUAUUGAUGAAGACAUGGGGAAAAGACGACUCGUUCAUGGUUGCGUCGCUAGCGGUCUUCACAGUGUACCUGCCAUGUCAGAUCAUUGCCGCUAUACAUGGUACUGGAAGGCAUCGAUGGGACUUGAGCGAUCAUGAUCGAAAGACUGCACUCAUGUUCUGGUACUUGUGUGAGAUCUUCUACGUCAUAGCAAACUGCCUGCUCAAGUUUGCUAUUGGCUAUUUCUACCUUAGGGUCGCCAUUGAACGGUGGCACAUCUGGUGCAUCAGAUUGCUAAUGCUAGGCACGGUACUAUGUGGUCUGAUUUACCUCUUUCUAGUCAUGCUUCAGUGUCUACCCAUCUCUGCAUUUUGGCUGGAGCACCCAGCUUCAAACAAGUGCAUACCAAGAGGACCUACCUUAGGCAUUACCUAUGCGCUUGCCGCAGUCAACGCACUCGCUGAUUGGGGGUUCGGGCUGCUUCCGUUCUUUAUUGUUUGGGGCCUAGAGAUGAGGCCGAAGACAAAGGUGUUGGUUGCAUCGAUACUUGCAUUUGCGGCGAUCGGAAGCACCGGUACAGUCAUUCGCAUGGCUUAUAUCCACACACUUGUAGAAGGCCCCGACUUCUUAUAUGCUACUACCGAUGUUGCCCUAUGGAGCACCAUUGAACCAGGGAUCGGGAUAACAGCGGGGAGUAUCGCCACAUUUCGUCCGCUUGUCCGUCACUGUCUUUGGAAGCUGGGUCUCGGCGAAGCACCUAGGCACGAACGAGGUCGUAGUUACUACCCUUCUGUCAUCGGCCAGAAGCGAAAGAAUCGUCGCGGAUACCGACGUAGCUUAAGUCCGUCUGACCUAGUGCCUACCGAGCAUGGAGGCAUGACUUCUAUACAGAUUCAUGGACCUGAAGAUAUAGACCUGGAGAACAAUAUCCCGCCGCCAAAGAUCGUUGUCACAGAGGCGGAUCUGCCGCAACCCCCGGAAGGGCAAAUCGUACAUACCGUCUCGGUUCAGCAAGAAUACGAGGGUCCGCCAAAGCUUCACCUCCGUGAUAGCCUCAGGAACAGCUUCACUCGUGGGAGUAUUCUAAGCCUUGGAAAAUUCCGCAUACCCGAUUGAGCUGUUCGAACGUGUUCUGUAGUAUUUUCGGUAUCCGAAGUCGAGCAAACGCGAGAUACGAUCUUUCAAAUGCACGAACGAUUGACGAUAAAACGUCGAGGUGUCGUGAAAGACACGUUCUCUCAAGCAUACAGCAUGGCCUUCACUAGUACGGCUAGUCGCCAUACACGCAAAUUAGCGUCACCGGACCGGUCUACAGAAGAAAGUGAGAGAGACGACGGAGCGUGGCGUCAUCUGGAUGAAACAC
This is a messenger RNA of Alternaria alternata, 1677 nucleotides long. RefSeq lists its product as hypothetical. Lineage: Eukaryota; Fungi; Ascomycota; Dothideomycetes; Pleosporales; Pleosporaceae. The record is from RefSeq and is a predicted model, not a curated record. Bases 237 to 1430 code for a protein of 397 amino acids. The transcript is spliced from 4 exons.